CGAAGCCACGAGCCCUGGGCCCACCGGGCAGCAUACAGGCUUGUGAACCGGUGACUCGAUGGCCGGGCCGGGAUACUGCCAUGGAAGCUUCCGUCUCUUCAUCUUCGUUUGUGCUUUCCACAACGAUUCCCAAAACCCCGAGCAGAGUGUAUUGUCGCGAAUCAAAAGCAACGGUUCAUUUUCCUCUAAGGAGCAGUUGCAAAAACACAUCGGUUCAGAAUGGAAGAACAGCCAGAAGGACCAGGAUCAGAGCCGCUAUCAACGAUGUACAAACUUUGAUUGACCCAGCUCCAGUGCAAGUCACGUGGCAAAUUGUGGUCGGAACUAUAGCUGGAGUUACGCCUUUUGUGGUGGCAGGAGUUGAAUUUAGCAAAAGAAUUAUAGCUCAGAAAAGAUGUGAGGAGUGUGGAGGUUCAGGGUUGGUUCUCAGGGAAAAGGAGUAUUUCCGUUGCCCAGAAUGUGGUGGAUUUCUUCCUUGGCAGUCUUGGAAAAGGUUCUUUUCCGGUUGAAUGUCUGAAGCACGGCGGUGCAACAUAUUGUUAUGUUUAUACAACAAUGAGGACUUCAUUAUAGGCAUACCAUAACUGAAUAGUUUUCCUAUUUGUGAUUGUCAAAUACAAAUUUUAUUGGGAACUUCAUUGCUUAAUCUUGGGGAAACUGGUGUUUUCUGCUUUAUGUAAAUGCCUUUGGACAAGUUUACUUCAGAAAAAGUUACCCUCAGUGUGAAGACCCCUGUGAAAGCAUUCUUGAAACUGGUUUAGCUUCUUAGUCAUUUGUUCAAAAUAACAUUUGUUUUGAGUGAUCUUUUCAUAACUCUCUCUCUCUCUCUCUCGGUUUUCUCUCUUUACUCAGAUUAAGCUGAUGCAGAAAAAACAGUUGGUUGAGAACUUCUGAUCUAUAAUCUGAUUUGAUGUCAA
Molecule: messenger RNA, 917 nt
Organism: Neltuma alba
Lineage: Eukaryota; Viridiplantae; Streptophyta; Magnoliopsida; Fabales; Fabaceae
Exons: 4
Coding region: 81-509 (142 amino acids)
Source: RefSeq, a predicted model, not a curated record